AUGGAGGUCGCUGAGAAUAUCCGUUUCACCAUUAACAGGCUAAAACCAAGCAGGAAAAGUUCACCUAUGAAAAAACCCCAAGCUGUUCAAACACCAAACAAGGCAUCAAAACAGCCUUUCAUUCCUUUGGACAACCUGCUCAACCAAAGGGAGGAAUCAUCCAGGAUGGCUUUCAGAAGACAAGUCUGCGACCCAAACGGGACCGACAGUUCGCCGAUGGUUGGAGCCAAGCUGUCCACAUCUAACGGAGGCAACAUUAAGGACAAGAUUUCUCUGUGGGAGAACAAAGAAUCCACACAUUCACUUGUCACAUCCAGUAGUUUGAGCCAGAGUAGCAGUGCUAAAAGGAUUGAAUCCUUGACCGAAAGCAACAACAAAACAACAGAAAAGCCGAGUGCUGACGGCUGUAGGGAAGCCUGUACUGAGAAACAGGAUCUUGGGAAAGAGAAUUUGGGGAAACCUGGAAGUUUGAGGCCAUGUUCACCUGCAGAACCUGGGAAAUGUGCAGUGAAUGAGAAAAAUCUAGGUUCCAAGGAAAAGUCUACGGAUGAUUUGAGGCCUUGUUCUCCUUCAGCAGCUGAGAAGCAACAAGUUGGGUUAAAAAUCACAAACAAAAGAGCGGCAGAACAAACGAGCGUUGAAAAGAGAGCUGUGUUUACGCUUUUUAAGAAGCUGGAGACUUUGGGUGAGAACCACAGCAAAGCCCCUCCGGAGCUUGGAAACUACUUCUGCCCUCCGAGCAAGGACAAAAACUCGGAGACAAAGAGAAAAGACUCUGAAAGCCUGACUAGAACCUCUGGGGCACAAGGAGGAAAGGAGCAUCAGGAAAAUGUAUACACAGAACCAGGCACGCUCCCAAUUAAUCCAGUCCCAAAACCCAGACGAACCUUCCAGCAUCCCAUGGGAAUAAGUCGGAAUGGGGAGAGUAGAGGGCAAAGAAAUCUCCCGCCCCUGCCAUCCACCUCCUCAAAAACAUCCUCAAAACCCCCCUCCGGUUUCUACGGGAUGCCCAGAACCGACAGACUCCUAGAGAGCAGAAGAUUGUUUGACUUUGAAGACCAUGGGGGGUCAACCAGCCCCGUCUUCACCCGUUCACUGUCCCAGGAACAUCAUUAUGAAGACAUACUGGAUUCGUUUGAGAACCCGUAUGAGGACAUAGAGCUGGACAGUCAGUGCUCACAGCAGUCAGUACCAUCGUCUCCUGGAGCCGAUACCACCAAGGCUUCAAGACCUGGUUUCUUCAGGCAGAAUUCAGGCAGGAGUUUUAAGCUAUUGGACUUAAGGAGAAGCAACCAAAGCACAGGAAGUGGCGUCUCGUCUCCGGGUCAGCUCAGUCCUCCAUCCACCCCUAAUGGGCCUGAGCACAACCUGUGGCUUCCUGGAGAUCCCUACAGCCGCACCUGCCGCAGGAUCCCAACAGCUGUACUGAGGAUCAACAGCAUAUUCGAGGCUCGGACCAGGAAAAAGCUUCUGAGAAGGAGCUAUCAUUACGCGGACACAAGUUCAGGAAGAGUAACAGAUGAUUACAGUGACUCUGAGAGCGAAGCAGAAGAGAGAUUUAGAGCUCGCUCCUUACCGCGGCAGCUGAACAAGGCGAAGGUCAGCUACAACUGCACCAAGACCAGAAACAUACCUGUGAAAAAGGAUCUCCACCAGCGCAAGCUUUUUGAGUACUUCCUGGUCGUGUCGCUGCAGAAGUCAAAGGCUGGAGGCCGGUAUCUGCCAGAGGUCACACAGCAGUUUCCCCCUAAGCUGGAGCGAAGCUUCAAGUUCAUGAGGGAGACAGAAGACCAGCUGAGGAUCAUCCCUCAGUUCUGCUUCCCUGAUGUGAAAAACUGGGAGCCUGUGGAAAGCUACCCAAGCGAGAUGUUCUCCUUCGUUUUGACCGGAGAGGACGGGAGCAGAAGGUUCGGAUACUGCCGGCGUUUACUGCCCAGCGGAAAAGGCCGACGUCUGCCUGAGGUCUACUGUAUCGUUAGUCACCUCGGCUGUUUCAACCUGUUCUCCAAGGUCCUGGAUGAGGUGGAGAGGCGACGAGCUCUGUCUCCUGCUCUGGUGCAGCCGUUUAUGAGAGCGAUCAUGGAAGCCCAGUUUCCAGCUCCAGGCAGAACCAUCAGCAUCAAAACGUUCCUGCCUGGCUCGGGCACCGAGGUGAUGCAGCUCUGCCGGCCCGCUGACUCUCGUCUGGAGCACGUGGACUUUGAAUGUCUGUUCUCCUGUCUGAGUCUGCGGCUGCUCCUCAGGGUGUUCGGCUCGCUGCUGCUGGAGAGACGGGUCAUCUUCACCGCCGACAAGCUCAGCACUCUCUCACAAAGCUGCCACGCAGCUGUGGCGUUGCUUUAUCCCUUCGUAUGGCAGCACACUUACAUCCCCGUGCUGCCUUCGGCUAUGCUCGACAUCGUCUGCACCCCGACCCCGUUCAUCGUCGGCCUGCUGUCCGCCUCCCUGCCCCAGCUGAACGAGCUGCCCCUGGAGGAGGUUCUCGUUGUGGAUUUAGAAAACAAUCGAUUUCUAAGACACUUGGAUGACGAGGACUCGAUCCUGCCCUUUAAGAUUCAGUCAGCCCUGGAGAACGUUCUGGAGAAGAGGAGAGAGCUGGCUGGUGAGCGAGGAGCCGAUACAAGUGACUCGGGUCAACUCAGCGCCGUUGUGUCCGAGUGCUUUGUUCGCUUCUUCGUGGAGUUGGUGGGACACUAUCCGCUCUUCAUUACCGGUGAACGAGAGGACGGCUACUCCUCCUCGUCCUCCUCCUCUCCCGCUUCCUGCUUCUUCCAGCGUGACGGUUUUCGGAAAGCCAUCCCGUCCAAGACCGUCCGUCGCUUCUUGGAGGUCUUCAUGGAGACCCAGAUGUUCGGUUGCUUCAUCCAGGAGAGGGAGCUCCCGAGGCAGGCUCCGAGAGGACUCUUUGAGGUGAGGGUGCAGGAGUAUCUGGACUCUAUCCGUGAGAACGAACACCGGAGGGUCAACAGGUUUCUGUUAACCCUGGGAAACAAAAUGAAGUUCCUUUCCAAGAAGUAA
Molecule: messenger RNA, 3018 nt
Organism: Nematolebias whitei (Rio pearlfish)
Lineage: Eukaryota; Metazoa; Chordata; Actinopteri; Cyprinodontiformes; Rivulidae
Product: DENN domain-containing protein 2A-like
Exons: 19
Coding region: 1-3018 (1005 amino acids)
Biological process (GO): retrograde transport, endosome to Golgi
Cellular component (GO): actin cytoskeleton
Source: RefSeq, a predicted model, not a curated record